UAUUACCUACAGGAAACUAUGCCCACGCCACAGCAAAGCUUUUAAAGUCUGAGGCGACCUCAGACUUGCAGUCCGAGUCAGAUUCUGGAAGUAGGAUGGGAAAAGAGAAGCGCAAAAGAAGGCCAGUGUGUCUGUCAAGCUCAGAUGAGGAUGGUGCUGGGCAUGAUCAUGCAGCCAGUGGGGCUUUAUCCCCCCCAAUUCCAAAGAACCUCCAACUGCAGGCUGCCCACUCACUCAAGACCCGUCCAUUUAUCCAGCCCCCUCCACCUUCAACUCCUUUAAUGCCUGUUACUUCAGACCGACCCAGUACAAUUCUUCAAGAUGCCAGUUCUGCAUUUAGAGAUCGCAUUUACCUCCCCCAGUGCCAGAGAACCUCCAACCAGAGGCUCCCCACUUGCACAGGACCCGUCCAUAUAUUCAGCCCUCUCCAAUUUCAACACCUUCAAUGGCUGUUACACCAGACCACCCCAGUAGAGUUCUGCAAGGUGCCAGUUCUUCAUUUAGAGAUGGCAUUAUUUGCCCGUCUCCUAACUGUCCUGGAGGAAAUAAAGGAGACGCAGAGGGUUCAUGGGAGGAUGAUACAAUCACUCCUCACACAACAGGAUGCAAGAGCAGUUGCUGCUCUUCCAGAGGACAUCGUUUUCCCCCUGAGGACAGUCUCGGACGUUACUGCAAUGGAGCAAAAAUUUACUUUUGCAAAAGUCUUCGGCCACCACCAGCUUUGUUGUUAA
Cyprinus carpio (common carp) is the source of this 731-nucleotide messenger RNA. RefSeq lists its product as uncharacterized. The transcript is spliced from 3 exons. The record is from RefSeq and is a predicted model, not a curated record. Lineage: Eukaryota; Metazoa; Chordata; Actinopteri; Cypriniformes; Cyprinidae. Bases 96 to 731 code for a protein of 211 amino acids.